GGGGACCUUUGUUCUGAACUACGAUGUCGGAUGAUAUAGAAGACACUGCAAUCGUAUCUCUUCGAGAUAUCAGGGACGAGGACGAACUGAGAGAGGCGCUGUCGGUGUUGGGGGGCAGCGACCCAGAACAUUGUUCUUACACUAAGGGCUAUGUGAAGAGGCAGGCGGUGUUCGCCUGCAGUACUUGCACUCCCACGGGCGUGGAUCCUGGUGGGCUUUGUCUGGCCUGCGCAAACAUCUGCCACGAUGGACAUGACAUCUUUGAGCUGUAUACCAAAAGACAGUUUCGUUGUGAUUGUGGCAAUGACAAGUUUGGGGACUUCAAUUGCCAACUAAACCCAACCAAAGACAGUGUGAAUCUAAAAAACAAAUACAAUCACAACUUCUGCGGGAAAUACUGCUCCUGUGAUCGGCCAUAUCCAGACGCAGACGACCAGGUGGACGAUGAGAUGAUCCAGUGCAUUAUAUGUGAGGAUUGGUAUCACACCAGGCACCUGGGCUGUGCCGUGGUGGACUCUGAGGAGCUGCAGGAGAUGGUGUGUGAGGCGUGCAUGAACAAAGCCCCCUUCCUGUGGAGCUAUGCUGCUCAUAUUGCAGCGGCGCCUGUGAUCAAAGUUGGUCAUUCGGGGGAAGAGCUGGAGGUGAAUGUUGACGAACUGGAAAACCAGGAAGACCGGAAGUGUGAGGCCUUUAGAAACGGGGGCGAGGGAUCCUCCUGCCAAACCCUGGACAAGCAACCAGAAAACCGAAGUGCGGCCUUCAAGCGGACGCACCAGGAGAUGACGGACAGCCCGGUGAAGACCCACGGCUGCAGGCUGAAGGAGCUCCCGACCGGGGGUCCGCACAGGGCGAGGGAGGGAGCCGUGUUCUGGCCCUAUAAUUGGCGCUCCAAGCUGUGCACCUGUGUAAGCUGCAAGAGGGCCUAUGUGAAGGCGGAGGUGCAGUUCCUGUUGGAUGAGUCGGACACGGUGCUGGCCUACGAGAACAGCGGCCGGGCGCAGCCGCUGGGCGAGGACCGGCUGAUGUCAUUCCUGAGCUCCCUGGACCACGUGCAGCAGCUGGAGAUGAUUUACCAUUACAAUGACCUAAAAACAGAACUGACGACAUUCCUGCAGCAGCAUGCCGUUGAACAUGAGGUGGUCACAGCAGAGGACAUAGAGCAGUUCUUCGAGGGGCUACAGUCGAGGAAGAGGGGGCGACCCAACGCAGGCUACUGAGGAGGCACUGGACCGAUGCUUCCCUUACAGUGCCUAGGACUGAUCUGGGACCAUCUUUUCCUGUUCAAUACCGUUUAGAAACGUGCUGCUACCGAUACUUGAACAGUGAAGGGGAUUUGAAGAGCCAGAUGUACUGGUAUCCAUAAGUUCGUUAACGCCUACCUUGCCUUCAUCGUUCAUACUUGAAUUAGUCACUUUUUUUUUUACCAUUAGACGAGGUUCGUCAACAUCUGCCUAGUGUGCUUUAAGUCAUGUUUUGUGCCUCCUUGGAGACCUAACGGUCCAUUAUGAAUGAACACAGCGUUUUGUCAGCCUGGGAAACACCAGUGUGCAUUCCCCUGUGAUUUCCAUGAGUAGGCAGAGUGCUCCUUAGUGCGGCGUGACGUUUGGACUUAUUGAUGCUGACGGGUGUGCAAGCCAAAUCUGUUUACUCUGCACCAUUGAUGUGAAAUAUUGCUGAUAGUGGUUAAAACACACGUUCUGCUAACCAGCCACGUAGAUGUUCUGAAUGUAUUAAAGACCCAAGUGAAAUGACUGAACUCCAUUAUAACAAACCAGUUUAUUUUUGAGGAUGCCAGGAUUGACCACUGUUAAGCACCUUUUGGGAGGUGACAGUAGAAAAAUAGAUUCAGUGAAACUAAAUGCAACUUGGUACAUCAAUCUAAAAAAAGGUAUUUGUAUACCACACAAGUACGGGGGUACCUGUUUUUUUUAUAAAUUCAACACAAGCAGUCACACAUGUUCAUGGUGGUUCUGUUUCAAAAGAAAGGUGCUAAAUGAUAAAACUGUACAGAGAAGGAGCUACAUGUGUUUAAAGAACUACUUGACGCAGGCUGGUUGAGCUGGUAGAAAAGGCUUGCAUAGACAUCAAAGUCACUUCUCCAUUUAGAAGCCCAGCAGCGGCCGGGGGAAGGCACUGACCUCUACAGCGAAGAACAGAACAAAACCUCUUCUCGAGGGACCGCCGUCCUGGAAAGGAAAACACUGCCCGAUGCGAACAUGGGGAAGAAUCUGGAGUUUUGCAUUUUUUCCCCAUGAUGCAAGCUGAAUGGAAAAAUUAUCUUCCCUCGCCCCCCCCCCCUCAUACAUGGCCAAUUCACAACCACUAAGCAUAGAACUACUAAUCCUCAGACCCUUUUCUGACUCCUGGUACUCAGACACCACGGAAGAAAAAUAACAUUCACCUAGAAAACGAAAACACGGUAAUCCACACCAUCAACAAUAUUGAACAUGGGCCCUAGAAUGUGUAACAUUUAACAAGACAAAGGAUUCUGGGACAAGAUGGUUAAUGAUUUAUACCACCCAUUCAUGGUGAGGAUUCAGGGACGUAGACGGGGUGUACACGGUGCCUUCCACUACAGUACAAACACCAACUUUCAACCACUAAAAUGUGACGGACAAUUAACAAUCAAAAUGUGAUGGGACUUAAAUUGAUUAUUUACAAUAUCAA
Molecule: messenger RNA, 2667 nt
Organism: Gadus macrocephalus (Pacific cod)
Lineage: Eukaryota; Metazoa; Chordata; Actinopteri; Gadiformes; Gadidae
Product: putative E3 ubiquitin-protein ligase UBR7
Exons: 11
Coding region: 24-1217 (397 amino acids)
Cellular component (GO): cytoplasm
Molecular function (GO): ubiquitin protein ligase activity; zinc ion binding
Source: RefSeq, a predicted model, not a curated record